GAAAAUAAAUUUAUUAAAUUCUGGUAAUGGUUUCGUUUAGUGUUAUUUCGUGAAUUUGUUACAUCCUAUAACAAAGAUGGAACCGCCUGUGUUAUACAGUCCUCUGGAGGAAACUGUAGACGGUAAUGAAAAACAAGUGCUUGAGCAGAUACGUUUUUAUGUUGAAAAUUACGAACGCUUGUGUCGGUUGUGUUUGACCAACGAAAAACUGGUAAAUCUCUACAGUAUUGUUCAAGAACGAAACGUUUUUUAUGUUCGACAUUUCAUUAAGGAAGCUCUGCGAAUGAUGGAACAAACGAUUGAUAAAAAAGAUUGCCUGCCAAACUUUAUCUGCGAGAAAUGCGAGCGGAACUUGAAUAUUAUAUUCAACUUUAAGAAAAAAUGUGAUAAAUCACGACGCAUUCUUGAAAAAGUUCGUGAUAAAACUAUUGCGGUAAAUGAUCUAUUUGAUCCUGAAGUUCAUCAAACCGGCGACAAGCUACACAUUAGUCGUAGCAGAGCAAAGCGAGUGCACAAAGCGGAUUGCUCUGAGUUACUGAAAAAGCUUCCUCAAGAUAUUAAUAUAGAAAAAGUGCGAGAUCCUACAAAAACCAUAAAGUUAACCUGUGCUGUGGAACAGAGUUUGGUAAAUAGUACGCUGAAACCGAAACUUGAAACUGACGAUAUCAAGCAUGAAGUUGCUAGCUUAGGGCUCCUGUUUCCGGAAACAGAUAUAAAUAUUGAAUUGCAUGAUUUGACUAAUCUUGGUCACGAAAGUGGCCCUCUGGAAAAUGUGCAUGACCCAGUAAGCGAAAAAGAUUGUAUAGAUGAUCACGUUUCGGAUGGCAUCUCGGAAUCUAAUGACCAACAUGAUAUAUUUGAAGAAAUAGAUACAUCACACAAUAACCACGAUUUUCCAACUCGGAAAAAGCGAAAAUCUAUAACAGUUAGACAAGGAAUACAAGGACGUCCGGUUGGGUCUAAAACGCGUAGUCAAGGAAAAAAACUACCAAAAGAGAAAACCAUUUGUCCGGUUUGCGGUGCUUUGGUGAACAACAUCAAAUGCCACAUGGUCACACAUGACGAGGUACGGCCCCAUCAAUGCGAACAGUGCCCGAAAGGCUUUACGUCCCGCAACAAACUACAAUCGCAUGUAAACAGUGUUCAUCUAAAAAAGCGCGACUUCAAGUGCGAAGUAUGUGGCAAGGCGUUCCUGGAAAAGAACAACCUCAAGGGUCACCAGCGAAUUCAUAAUGGAGAGCGCAAGUACAAGUGCGACCUCUGCCCGAAAACGUUUCUCUUUGCUGGUACACUGCGGUGUCACAAACUGACCCACACUCAGGAUAAAAAACAUGAAUGUCAGGUCUGUGGUAAAUUAUUCUUGAUGCGGACUACGCUUAACAAGCACCUGUACGUGCACAGUAAUGAACGUCCGCACAAAUGCGAUAUGUGCGAUAAAACGUUCCGCACGUCGACGCAUAAAAUCAUCCAUAUGCGGACGCACACUGGUGAAAAACCGUUGCAGUGUCGGAUCUGUGGGGCCGGCUUUGCACACCACAAGGCGCGCAGCGUUCACAUGAAAACCAAGCAUGCAGAGGAAUUGGUCGCAAUGGACAUGCUCGACGAGAGGGGUCACCUAAAAUUCUAGGAAAACGAAUGUGUAAGUGUACGAUUUCCAGUGUUUGUGUAAAGAAUACAUAUAUGUAUAUGUACAGU
Molecule: messenger RNA, 1695 nt
Organism: Sabethes cyaneus
Lineage: Eukaryota; Metazoa; Arthropoda; Insecta; Diptera; Culicidae
Product: zinc finger protein 239-like
Exons: 4
Coding region: 77-1627 (516 amino acids)
Cellular component (GO): nucleus
Molecular function (GO): zinc ion binding
Source: RefSeq, a predicted model, not a curated record